Messenger RNA from Lolium rigidum, 567 nucleotides. RefSeq names its product holotricin-3-like. Bases 31 to 402 code for a protein of 123 amino acids. The record is from RefSeq and is a predicted model, not a curated record. The transcript has 2 exons. Lineage: Eukaryota; Viridiplantae; Streptophyta; Magnoliopsida; Poales; Poaceae.
GAUCGGGCAACAGCAAGUAGUUAAUCGACCAUGGGCGGCGGGCACGACAUGCACGGCGGCCACGGCGGCGGCGUGAAGGGGUUCGUGUCCAACCUCGUCGGCGGCGGGAAAGGCCAUGGACAGGGCCACGGUUACGGCGGCCAGGGACACGGGUACGGCGGCCACGGCCAGCAGCACGGGUACCCACCUCCCGCCGCCGGGGCUUGCCCUCCGUACGGCGGUUACCCGGCGCACGGCUACGCGCCGGCGGCGUACCCCGCGCAGCCGGCGCCGCACCACGGCGGCCACAUGGGCAUGGGAUCGUACCAGACCGGCCACGGCGGCGGCGGGCAUGGCCACUUCGGCGGGAAGCACAAGGGCAGCAUGUUCGGCGGCGGCAAGCACGGCAGGAAGUGGAAGUGAAGUGGGACUAGCUAGGACCAUUCGGGCGAUCUAUGUACUACGUGCACAGCCACGCUUAGCUCCGUAUGUAUACGUAUACGUAAAUAAAGUGCUGCGUACGCACCGUGCGCGUGCGUGUGCCUUCUGCCUUGGCUUGAGCCAGUAAUAAAAUCUUGUACUCUGUCC